ACAGGUCACAAGAAGAAGAAGAGGAAGUGCUGUACCCGCAACACCAUGUGAGCCGUCACCACCUCGGAGGCUCCUUAUAAUAAUUCACGUGUUUUAUGUCCUUUCCCUCGUGUGGAGUGUGUGGAGUGUGUGGCCGCUGCUCCUCCACCUCCUGCACACACCGGGGAGGAAGAAGAGGACGUGGAGGGAGGAGACAAGCGAGCCCCGCCAGUGCUGGUGCAGAAGUGAGGGUCUGAGGCGGUGCUGUGCUCAGCGCUCCCUGCGUCCUCGCUGCCGCUGACUUCUGCUGCAGUGGAGGCUGCAAGGCCGGGCAGCAGCCUGAGUGGCCGGGACCAGCAGGAGCAGACUGCCACUGGUGUGAGGGUCAGGGGUGAUCAGAGGAACCACCACCACCACCACCACCACCACCUUGCUGCUGGCACCUCCAGCCAUAAAGGAAAAGAAAAGUUUGAGUGCAAGAAGACUUGAGACUGAACAGGUCCACUAGACACAGCCUUGCACACACUGGUGAAGGAAACCAUGAGUGCCAAGAGUGUGGGAAAAGACUCCCUGGGAAGGGUGACCUCACCAAGUACACCCACACACACUGGAGGAAGACCUCAUGAAUGCCAUGACUGUGGCAAAAAGUUCAGGUACAAGAGUGCCCUCAAUAGACACACCCUUACACACACUGGUGAAAGACCUCAUGAAUGCCGUGAGUGUGACAAAAAGUUCAGUAGGAAGUGUGACCUCAUCAGACACACCCUUACACAUACUGGUGAAAGACCUCAUGAAUGCCAUGAGUGUGGCAAAAAGUUUAGUGAGAAGAGUAAACUCAACGUACACACCCUUACACAUACUGGUGAAAGACCUCAUGAAUGCCAUGAGUGUGGCAAACAAUUCAGUACGAAGAGUAACCUCAACACACACACCCUUACACACACUGGUGAAAGGCCUCAUGAAUGCCAUGAGUGUGGCAAAAAGUUCAGUAUGAAGCGUGACCUCAACAGACACACCCUUACACACACUGGUGAAAGACCUCAUGAAUGCCGUGAGUGUGGCAAAAAGUUCAGUACGAAGAGUACCCUCAACACACACACCCUUACACACACUGGUGAAAGACAUCAUGAAUGCCAUGAGUGUGGCAAAAAGUUCAGUGUGAAUAGCAACCUCAACAGACACACCCUUACACACACUGGUGAAAGACCUCAUGAAUGCCAUGAGUGUGGCAAAAAGUUCAGUAAUAAGAGUGACCUCAACAGACACACCCCUACACACACUGGUGAAAGACCUCAUGAAUGCCAAGAGUGUGGCAGAAGCUUUAUUACUAAGUCUGAAUUGAACAAGCACAUCUUCAGACACUCUGGCCUGAGAGAGUUCAAGUGUGAUGUUUGUAAGAAACAUUACAAGACCAAGCAGGAUAUUGCUGAACACAUGAAGAUCCACUUCACUGCUGCGUCUAACGGUGUUAACCCAAAUGUCAUAUCUAGUGUACGAGUUGAGUUACGGCAAAUAAUACGGAAGCAUGUCUGUGAUGUCGCUCCUGACCGAACAAUCUCACGCGAGGAAAGCGAGAAAAGUUAAUCGUCAACUCUCCUCGCUUUCUUGCUUAUCAGCUCGCUUUCUCGCCAUUACCUGCUCGCUGCCAGUGUGGCCACCUGCAUUGCUUAUUAUGUAUGAAAGUUUCUCGCUCUCGCUGUGUGGCCGCGGCCUUAGCCUCUGGUCUUGCUGUCAUUUCUGAAGGGGCAGAAGGAAGCUGGUGUCCGUCAGUGCCUCAAACUCAAUUUUUCCGCCUGACAACUCGACACAAUCUUCCAGACGUGUUUCCCGUUCUUCGACAACACUCGCCGCCCCUUCUUCUGCCCUUAACAGUGACUUGAAGGAUGUCCCGUGGUGCGCACCGACAAACACGGUGCUCACGAUAGACCCCAAACAGCACUUCUUGCCCAAAACAGGAAAGAAAGGGAAAGAAGACAAAGGAAGGGAAUGGGAGAAAAAAGUGAAGGAAAAAGUGCAUUCCCAUAAACUUCUUCCCCCAAAACAAGAAAGGAAAUAAGAAAAUAAAGGAAGGAAAGGAAUGGGAAAGAAAAGUAAACUCUAUUGCCCGAAAACAGGAAAGGAAGUAAGGAAAAACAUUAAGGAAAAUAAAACAGUUCUUGGGUGAUACUGUCGUGUGUGCAGAAAAUGAGAGCCAACAAACGGACUCUUGGUGACAAACAAACUAACAAACAAAAUGUGAUAUCUGAUGCCUUGACCCCUAGUGGACACACACACACACACACACACACACACACACACACACACACACACACACACACACACUAGUGCAUUCUCAGUGUGUACGUCAACAAACACAGAAGUAUGUAUGUUUCCUCAUGUGCGUCUGGACAGGUGUGUGCGUACAUACCUUUCCAGAAUUCAGGUGACCAUGUGCGUAAAAACCGUGUGUACAUAAUCACCGUGAGUUUUUGUAUGAGUUGAAAUGUGUACAUGACUGUAUGUGUGUGUGUGUGUGUGUGUGUGUGUGUGUGUGCAGCCACCUAGGUUUUCUAUACUCUGUGCUACCAUGCUGUACAGACCUGAGUUGGUGAUCAGGAAAUUAAGUCACUAUGAUGCAGUUAAAAGUUUCCUUCAUUGACCGACGCGCCACCAAGCUGGAGAGCAGUGUAACCCUACCCCCCUUGCCUCUGCCUCAUUCCCCCAGCCCUCUCUGGUGUCUGGACUUAGGGAAUGUGAUACUAUUAAUGAAUAGGUGUGUUAUUAAUCAAUAUUCAAGCACAGGCAGAGGGUGGACGGCAUGAACACCAGGAGGGAUGCUGGAGGUGGUGAGUGGAAGAUGCAAGAAAGGGAGUCCAGUACAGCUAGGGAGGCCUGGAGGCUCCUGACAUGGCCAGUCCACACCCUUCCCGAGGAUACAGUAUCAAAGUUACACACACACACACACACACACACACACACACACACUGUAAGGCCUAUACUGCAAGCUGUCCACCACACCUGCAAAUACAAGACCCCACUUUCAUCUAUACGGUAUAAGUAAAAAAAAUAAGACGGUACACAGUGGUACGCCGUACCGGUAAGAGAUAUAUACAGCCGUCUACACCCGGUACACUUUUGAAGACACAACUUUCACCCCUGGCUAUACCUACCAGGCGAUAGGAUUUGUUUGUAAACAUGAAACGCUCGUAUUGCAAAGUAGCUCAUUAUAUUUCUGCUCCUCAUACUGAUAGUCUUCUACCUCUUAAAUUCCGCCGCAA
This is a messenger RNA of Eriocheir sinensis (Chinese mitten crab), 3236 nucleotides long. Its product is annotated as zinc finger protein 37A-like. The transcript has 2 exons. Gene Ontology annotation, molecular function: RNA polymerase II cis-regulatory region sequence-specific DNA binding; DNA-binding transcription factor activity. The record is from RefSeq and is a predicted model, not a curated record. Bases 520 to 1563 code for a protein of 347 amino acids. Gene Ontology annotation, biological process: regulation of transcription by RNA polymerase II. NCBI's taxonomy places the organism in Eukaryota, Metazoa, Arthropoda, Malacostraca, Decapoda, Varunidae.